CGCAGAGCCGAUCGGCGGGCGAAGGCGGCGGUGCGGGUCCUCGAGCGGCGGGUGCGGAGCGCGGAGCCGGGCGCCGAGGGGUCUGCGCGGCGAGGGCGCCGGCGCUGCGUCCGCUCCCGGCCGGCGGGGUCCGUGCUCCCGGCCGCUCCCCGCUCCCCGGGCCGCGCUGCGAGCGGAGUUGGGGGCCGCCCGCCCUUUCCCCCGCCCGCGCCCCGCGCCCCGCGCCCCGCUCCGGGCGCCGCGGCAUGCCCGCCCCCCGCCGCCCCGGGCGCGCGUGAAGCCGGAGCCUGGAGGACCGGGGCCCGCGCUCCUGCUGGACUUCCCCGGACCCCGUCCCGCCUCCGUCCCGCCCACGGGGCCCGGGCACCGGACCGGGCGGAGCGCUGCCAUUCAAGGGGCUGCAGUCCCCGCGGCGGGACCCCCGGGGCCGUGUCUCCUGAGCCCAGGCCCAGCGCCGCCGGCCCAUGCUGCAGGGCCGGUGAGCAGAUGGGACUGCCGUCCGCGCGGGGAUGCGGACGAGGACGGGGCCCCGGCUCCACGGCCCUGGCCCGCUGGGGCUGCCUCGGCUGCCUGCUGGCGGUCACCAUGGCGACCCUGGCGCUGGCCCGGCCCUCCAGUCUGGUCCAGGACACCACGCUGGAGCCGGAAGAGCCGCCCACCAAAUACCACAUCUCCCAGCCCGACGUGUACGUGGCCGCGCCGGGGGAGGCGCUGGAGCUGCGCUGCCGGGUGGGCGGCGCCGCCCGGAUCAGCUGGACGAAGGACGGGGUGCACGUGGGGCCCAGCAAUCGGACGGUGCUCAUUGGGGAGUACUUGCAGAUACGGGGCGCCACGCCCCGGGACUCUGGCCUCUAUGCCUGCACGGCGGCCAGGACGCAGGACAGCGAGACCGCCUACUUCAUGGUCAAUGUCACAGACGCCAUCUCCUCCGGGGACGACGAGGACGAUGGGGACGGCUCCGAGGACUUUGUCAGUGAGAACAGCAACAAGCGAGCGCCCUACUGGACCAGCACCGAGAAGAUGGAGAAGCGGCUGCACGCGGUGCCCGCCGCCAACACGGUCAAGUUCCGCUGCCCGGCCGGCGGGAACCCCACGCCCACGAUGCGCUGGCUGAAGAACGGGAAGGAGUUCCGCCAGGAGCACCGCAUCGGCGGCUACAAGGUCCGCAACCAGCACUGGAGCCUGAUCAUGGAGAGCGUGGUGCCGUCCGACAAGGGCAACUACACCUGCGUGGUGGAGAACGAGUGCGGCUCCAUCAACCACACCUACCACCUGGACGUCGUGGAGCGGUCCCCGCACCGGCCCAUCCUCCAGGCCGGGCUGCCCGCCAACGCCUCCACGGUGGUCGGGGGCGACGUGGAGUUUGUCUGCAAAGUGUACAGCGACGCCCAGCCCCACAUCCAGUGGAUCAAGCACGUGGAGAAGAACGGCAGCAAGUAUGGGCCGGACGGGCUGCCCUACCUCAAGGUCCUGAAGCACUCGGGGAUAAAUAGUUCCAAUGCGGAAGUGCUGGCUCUGUUGAACGUGACGCCGGCGGACGCAGGGGAGUAUAUAUGUAAGGUCUCCAAUUACAUAGGGCAGGCCAACCAGUCCGCCUGGCUCACGGUCCUGCCCAAGCAGCAAGCUCCCGUGCGGGAGAAGGAGCUGCCGGCGGCCCCCGACUACCUGGAGAUCGCCAUCUACUGCAUCGGCGUGUUCCUCAUCGCCUGCAUGGUGGUCACGGUCGUCCUGUGCCGCAUGAAGGCCUCGGCCAAGAAGCCCGACUUCAGCAGCCCGCCCGCCGUGCACAAGCUCUCCAAGCGCAUCCCCCUGCGCAGACAGGUAACAGUGUCAGCCGAGUCCAGCUCCUCCAUGAACUCCAACACGCCCCUGGUGCGGAUCACCACACGCCUGUCGUCCGCGGCGGACACCCCGAUGCUGGCGGGCGUCUCGGAGUACGAGCUGCCCGAAGACCCCAAAUGGGAGUUCCCCAGAGUCAAGCUGACGCUGGGCAAGCCCCUGGGGGAAGGCUGCUUCGGGCAAGUGGUCAUGGCCGAGGCCGUGGGCGUGGACAAGGACAAGCCCACAGAGGCCGUCACCGUGGCCGUGAAGAUGCUGAAGGAUGACGCCACGGAGAAGGACCUUUCUGACCUGGUGUCGGAGAUGGAGAUGAUGAAGAUGAUCGGCAAACACAAGAACAUCAUCAACCUGCUGGGCGCCUGCACGCAGGACGGGCCGCUGUACGUCAUCGUGGAGUACGCCGCCAAGGGCAACCUGCGGGAGUACCUGCGCGCACGGCGGCCGCCCGGAAUGGAGUACUCCUACGACAUCAACCACGUGCCCGAGGAGCAGAUGACCUUCAAGGACCUGGUGUCCUGCACCUACCAGCUGGCCCGCGGCAUGGAGUACCUGGCCUCCCAGAAGUGCAUCCACCGGGACUUGGCCGCCAGAAACGUCCUGGUCACGGAGAACAACGUGAUGAAGAUCGCCGACUUCGGGCUGGCCAGAGACAUCAACAACAUCGACUACUACAAGAAGACCACCAACGGCCGGCUUCCCGUCAAGUGGAUGGCUCCGGAGGCCCUUUUCGACCGCGUGUACACCCAUCAGAGUGACGUCUGGUCCUUCGGGGUGCUGAUGUGGGAGAUCUUCACCCUCGGGGGCUCGCCCUACCCAGGGAUUCCUGUCGAGGAGCUGUUCAAACUGCUGAAGGAGGGGCACAGGAUGGACAAGCCGGCCAACUGCACCAAUGAGCUGUACAUGAUGAUGAGGGACUGCUGGCACGCGGUGCCCUCGCAGCGGCCGACCUUCAAGCAGCUGGUGGAGGACCUGGACCGGGUGCUCACGCUCACCACCAACGAGGAGUACCUGGACCUCAGCCAGCCCCUCGAGCAGUACUCGCCCAGCUACCCCGACACACGCAGCUCCUGUUCGUCGGGGGAUGACUCCGUCUUCUCCCCGGACCCCAUGCCCUUCGAGCCGUGCCUCCCGCCGUUCCCGCACGUCACCGGCAGCGUGAACACCUGAGCGGGCGCGUCAUCCCCCGAGGGCGGACCGGCUGACGCAGGGCUGCCUCCGAGCCCCGUCCCAUGUACAUAUGGACCCGAGGGGUUCCCUGGAGAGUCCUCCGGGCGUGUGGGACCGUCCGGAACCUGCGGCUUCGCGGGGGGAAGAGGGGCGUUUCCUGGGCAACGGACCGGGCGGCUGGGGGCCAGUGGGCUCAGGGGACGCUCUGGCCUCGCGAUGCUGGAGGAAGGGACGGGUGGAGGCAGCGCGGACAGGCACGGAGGGCGCAGGUGCUGGGUGUGUGUACAUAGACCAAAUUAUGUAUAAAUAUAUAUUAUAUAUUUACGAGGAACUAUUUUUUGUAUUGAUUUUAAAUGGAUGUCGCAGUGCACCUAGGAAGUGGGCCUCUUUUUUUUUUAAUGGCUAUUUGCUAAAUGCUGUUCUUACCCAGAGUUUCCUAAUCGCCACCCAGCCGCGGCGGGAGGUACUUUUGCUUUCAGGGAAAAUGGUAUAAAACAUUAAUUUAUUAAUGGAUUGGUAAUAUACAAAACAAUUAAUCAUUUAUAGUUUUUGUUUUUAAUUUAAGUGGCAUUUCCAUGCGGGCGAGUGAGCGGCGCUGGGUCCGGGAGUUAGGGGGGCGCCCUGAUGACAGAGCUGACGGGCGGGGGAGGCGAGGUUCGGGGUCUGAGCCCCACCCCGUGGCCGCCGGACCAGCUUCUCCAGGGCGGCCCCGCCCCUGCGCGCCCUCAGACCCGCCUGUUCUCGCGGGAUGGGGUAGCGGCUUCCAGGUUUGUGAGAGCAGCCCUCAGGCACGGAGAUGCCGGUGCCUCUGCUGACAGUGGGGCCCCUCCCGCCGGCGCCUGGCGGGCGGGCCUCGCUGGCCUGGUGGUGGGUCCGGCUGGUGCCGGCGGCAGAGGGCGUUUCCCCGCCCAGGGCCCCGGGGGUAAGGAUUGUGUCUGCUCACGCCCGGCCGCCACGCACCACGAAUGCGGAAUACACUGAUUGUACGUGCUAGGACAUGGGAGAAAGUAUUUAAUGAAACUGUUAAUUUUUAUACUGACAAUAAAAAUGUUUCUACGGAUAUUAAUGUUAACAAGACGAAUAAAUGUCACGCAGCUUAUUUUUUUAA
This is a messenger RNA of Pipistrellus kuhlii (Kuhl's pipistrelle), 4114 nucleotides long. RefSeq names its product fibroblast growth factor receptor 2 (gene FGFR2). The transcript has 18 exons. Lineage: Eukaryota; Metazoa; Chordata; Mammalia; Chiroptera; Vespertilionidae. Gene Ontology annotation, molecular function: fibroblast growth factor binding; fibroblast growth factor receptor activity; ATP binding. The record is from RefSeq and is a predicted model, not a curated record. Gene Ontology annotation, biological process: multicellular organism development; positive regulation of kinase activity; fibroblast growth factor receptor signaling pathway. Gene Ontology annotation, cellular component: signaling receptor complex; membrane. The coding region runs from base 487 to 3006 and encodes 839 amino acids.